AUGCAUAAAUUCGCUAAAACAAUUUUUGUGUUAGGAGGGCCGGCAUGUGGCAAGGGCACAGCCUGCAAAUCUGCUGAAAAAACUGGCAAGUAUUAUCACAUUUCAGCAGGAGAAUUGUUAAUUCCCCUCCUUAAAUGAAUAAAACUAUGGGAAAAAUCCCUUUUUGGGUAAGAACCCACCUCCGUGAGCAAAAAAUUUUUUUAUGAAAAAGAUUUUGAUAUAAAUGAUAAUUAUUAUAAUGAAAUCUCUAGAUAAUUCUGUUUAAUUUUAAACAGCUUGCAUUUUAAAACAUAAAUUUUGCAAAUAAAAGUCAUUUUUUUACUACUCAAUUUUUGCGUACUGGGAUUUUUUAAAUUUCAAAAAACAAAUUAUUAUAAAAUUUAUAUAAAAAAUUAAACCCUUAUGUGAUCAAACAAUUUUUUUUUCUCAUGGAGAGGGCGAGUAAGAGAGCAACUAAAUCCCGAGUUAUCAGCAAUAAUAAACCAGCACUUAUUAGAAGGAAAAAUCGUGCCAGCCAAAAUUACAGUUAAAUUGCUAGAGCUUAAGAUGAAAACUUUAGGCUGGAAUCAAAGGACAUUCUUGAUUGAUGGAUUUCCAAGAAACAGAGACAAUUACGAGACUUGGGUCAGUGAAAUGAAAGAAGCAGAAAUAGAGAAAGUGAUUUAUAUGAAUUGUGAUUACAAAACAACGAUGGAAAGAAUGAUAAGCAGGAACGAAGGAAGAGAAGAUGACAGUUUUCAAAUUUUAGAAAAGAGAUACAACACCUUCCUCACCCAGACCUUACCACUUAUUGAAGAAUUUAGGACGAAGAGAAUAUUAAGAGAAAUUGAUUGCUCAAAAACUAAAGAAGAGACAUAUAAUAACUUUAUUAAUGCUCUUAAUAACUAA
This is a messenger RNA of Blepharisma stoltei, 888 nucleotides long. NCBI's taxonomy places the organism in Eukaryota, Ciliophora, Heterotrichea, Heterotrichida, Blepharismidae. The record is from the annotation of a GenBank genome assembly.